Sclerotinia sclerotiorum 1980 UF-70 is the source of this 1854-nucleotide messenger RNA. RefSeq lists its product as hypothetical. Gene Ontology annotation, cellular component: beta-galactosidase complex. Gene Ontology annotation, biological process: lactose catabolic process. Gene Ontology annotation, molecular function: beta-galactosidase activity. The transcript has 3 exons. The record is from RefSeq and is a predicted model, not a curated record. Lineage: Eukaryota; Fungi; Ascomycota; Leotiomycetes; Helotiales; Sclerotiniaceae. Bases 1 to 1854 code for a protein of 617 amino acids.
AUGGCUUAUGAUUUAACCUUAGAUAUUUGCAACGAGAAGAUUUUCCAGCGAAAUCGAUUGCAAGCGAGGUCAUAUUAUAUUCCACCUUCUUCUCUCCUGUUGAAUGGCAGAUGGGACUUACAUUAUGCUCCAACACCGAAACAUGCACCACUUCCGGCUCAAGCAAAUACACCAGCCCCAGAAUUGCAUACUAAGGAAAGCUAUGUGAAUGGGCGACCAGUUUCAAACAAAAAGAUCGAGACUCUACCAGAUGAUGAACUAGAGUGGGAAACCAUAACAGUUCCGGGUCAUUGGCAACUUCAAGGGCAUGGACGACCUCAAUAUACGAACACAAUUUAUCCAUUCCCCGUUUGUCCUCCACAUGUCCCAACUGAAAACACCACAGGGACGUACCGCGGAUCCUUUCACGUUCCGAAAUCAUGGAAUGAAUCUUCACAAUUGCGAUUGAGAUUCGAUGGCGUAGAUAGUGCUUUUCAUGUCUGGGUCAAUGGCCGAUUUGUUGGAUAUUCCCAAGGAUCCAGAAAUGCGGCAGAAUUUGAUGUUUCGACAUUUUUGAACCGAGCAAGCUCAAAUGAAGUGUGGGUUCGUGUAUAUCAGUGGUGUGAUGGAUCAUAUAUUGAGGAUCAAGAUCAAUGGUGGUUAUCGGUCUAUGUGGACGACAAGAUUACCCACACACUUCACCAAAACGUCGGCUUUCGUUCUGUCGAACUUAAAAAUGGUCUCAUAACAGUCAAUGGAAAAGAUAUUCUAUUCAAUGGUGUAAAUCGCCACGAUCAUCAUCCACAUUUCGGACGUGCAGUACCAUUAUCUUUUGUCAAACAAGAUUUGCUGUUGAUGAAGCAGCAUAAUAUCAAUGCUCUACGCUGCUCGCAUUACCCAUCUCAUCCGGGGUUGUAUGAUUUGUGUGAUGAACUCGGGCUGUGGGUCAUUGAUGAAGCAGACUUAGAGUGUCAUGGAUUCUAUGAUGCCGUAGCAUACCCGGCUGAUAUUCCAGAAUCAAUACCUGACGAAGAGCGCAAGAAGUUGAUCUUUCCACAAGCCGCUAAAUUUACCUCCGAUAACGAAACUUGGCACGAUGCAUACAUUUACCGAAUAAGCCAACUUAUACAUAGAGAUAAAAACCACCCGUCGGUCAUCAUAUGGUCUCUCGGAAACGAGGCAUUUUACGGGCAAAAUCAUAAGUCAAUGUACGAUUAUGCAAAGAAAGUUGAUCCGAGUCGAUUGGUCCAUUACGAAGGUGAUACUGAAACGAAAUCGGCAGACAUGUACUCCUACAUGUAUCCACCAAUCGAUGCCCUUAAAAAGCACGCGAAGACUACUGGUAAAUCUGGUGGUUCUUUUGAUAAGCCUAUUGUGUUAUGUGAAUAUGGCCAUGCCAUGGGUAAUGGUCCUGGAGGUUUAAGGGAUUAUCAGGCUGCGUUCCAAAAUUACGCAAGACUCCAAGGUGGAUGGAUUUGGGAAUGGGCGAACCAUGGACUAUGGAAAGAAGAACCGGGCAAAGAAGGUUUUUAUGCAUAUGGCGGUGACUUUGGCGAUGUUCCGAACGACAAUACAUUUGUCAUGGAUGGCCUGUGCUAUAGUGACCAUACACCCACACCUGGCUUGACAGAACUUAAGAAAGUCAUUGCUCCAAUUCAUGCUUGGGUGAGUCGUGAUGAAAUCUUCAUUUACAAUGGUUAUGAUUUCAUAGACCUUGAUCACGUCGCCGCUUCAUAUAAAAUUGAGAUGUUUGGGACUAGCCGAAAGAUUUUGAAAUCAGGAAGUCUGGCAAUUCUAGAUACUCCCCCUGGAGAAAUGUCUGGGAUGAAAUUGCCGUCUAUUAUUGCUCGGGAGGGCGAAACUGGCGAGCUAUGA